Messenger RNA from Caenorhabditis angaria, 3651 nucleotides. Lineage: Eukaryota; Metazoa; Nematoda; Chromadorea; Rhabditida; Rhabditidae. The record is from the annotation of a GenBank genome assembly.
AUGUUUUGCCGAUUGCCAAUGUUGUCUGGAGCAAUUUCGAAAGAGGAACUAAGGUUAGUUUAUUUUAUUGUUCCCCUAUUUUUGGUUGUUUUAUGAUUAUUAAAUAUUGUUUCUCAUCUACCAAAAAUAUAUUAGGGCAAGUUUUCCUGAUAAGAAAAUGGCGAAAAAGAGUUUUAUCAUAUGUUGGCAAUAUUUACAUUAUUACUCCAUUGCCCUAUUUUGUCUUUUUUAUUAUUGUAUUUUUUUUGUUAUGGAUCAAAAAAAUAAAAGUAAAAAGUUUUUAAUCAUUGUGUGUUCCUUUAAGACUACCGUACUUCCUUGUUUGUUUCGAAAUUAUUUCUUAAAUGAAUCACAUAAAAAUGUUUCUUUAGGUUUUGUUAUCAAAUUUAUGAUAAAAAGCGCAAAAUGAGAGUUAUCUUUUCUUUUUCAUUCAUUUCAUGCACUUUAUAUUUUGCUGUGCUCAAAAUUUUUGUUUCAAAACUUCACAAACUACACUUCAAUAAUUUUAAAGCACAUGUUUUUUCCAGAAGACAAAUGGGAAUAAUGAAUAAUUCAACAACAUCCACAAUGAAAAGAAAAGGUUGCACAAUUGAUAAUUUGCUUGAGACCAAAAAAUCGCUCAAUUUACAACAACUUCAAAAAGAGUUGGCGGAUUUGGUGGAAAAGAAAACCGAGUUUUUGAAGGCGCAGAAACGAGCGUCUCUUUUUGUAGACACACGAAUGGUUUCCGAUGCAAGUGUGAUGGAUGAGUAAGUAUUUUUUGCUUUAAAAAAUACGGUACAUUUGUUUGCAAUUACCGUAUAAGUCUGAAAAAUCUAAUCACCUUUCAUUCCAGAUUCGCAAUCUUAUACCAAAAGCUCAAAAAUCUCUCCGAUACAACAGAAAUCUCAAAUCUUCUCGAAGAAACAGUCAAACAAUCAAUAAUAAUCGAAUGGCCUCGAACAUUUCCAGCGUUGUCAAAUGAUUUUCAAGACGUUGAAAUCGAUUUUUCUCCGCUGAUUCAUCGUGCUCGAAAUGUUGUGAAAUGUCGAACAAGUCAUCCAACUAUGAGAAUUAAAAUAUGUGCGAUGAAUAAUGAAAUUUGUAGAGGACAAAGUAAUGUUGAAACUAUGUUUAGAGCAACUUUGGUGAAAUUGACUAAUGAAGAUUUAAAGUGAGUAUUUGGGAAAAUUAGGAGAAGUGGGAUUUUUAAAGAAAUAUUUUAAAUUUUUGUAUGGAAGUAGAAUUUUCAGAUAUUUAAAUUUCCAGAUUAAGUGAAAAUCUGAAAUUUUGUUUCAAAUUUCAAUGUGAAAUUUAAGGCUGAAAAUCAAACAUGAACUUUUAAACUUUGAUAAUUCCAAAUUGUUCGUUCAGAUCCCGCCAAGUUGCCGGAAAAAUGAUCCUAACUCAACGCGAAGGUAUUCCACUCUCAAAAUCACAAGAACAAUCCGGAGCCUCUGUGAAUUCCGAGGGAAAACUUAUCUCAAGUCAAUCCACAAAUGAAAACGCUUCGAUUUUGGCCGAAAAUUUGGAUGAGCCAACAUGUCGUGUAACACCGCUGAAAUUUGAAAAUGGAAUUUUGUGCGCCACGUUUCCAGAGAUGGUUUGUUGCCUAAUUUUUGCGUUAAAUCUCAGAAAUACAAAUUUUUCAGGGUGUCACUUUGAAUUCCAUGAUUGAUCGUCGUCAAUUGGCCACAAGAUAUGCUAUUCAAGUUGAAGUUUUCAUUUGUCUCGAUAAUUCCCAAAUUAUUAGUCAGGUACAGUAACCUUCGACUAUUCUACUUCUACAGUAAUCUUUUUUGCAGACCGUACUCUCUCACCCAUUUCUAAUUGCUAUAACUAACGAUCAAACCGAACCUCUGCUUCAAUCGAUUUUCUGGAAUCGAUUGGUUGAUUUGGAUCAUGUGGUGAGUGAGAUUUGAAAACUUAGACUGGAUAAAAUUUUUUGACUAAUUUAUUAUCAUUUUCCGUGAAAAUUUGAGUAAAAAUCCAAUUUUUAACCUGAUUCUCUACCGAAUUUCCCCAUCGUUUUUUUGUUUCAGGAAGAUUCUCUAACCGAUUCAAUUCCUAUAAAAUGGUCAAUUCUUGGUCAAUCAAUUCGUUCAUUUGUCAAAUCUCAAUUACCAGCUGCUCGUUUUUUAUUCGAUUUCGAAAUGUUUCACAUUCAAACAAUGAUUUUGUUGCCAAGAAUUUGUCGAUGCAAAAGUCCGGAAGAAAUUCAAAUUUUAGAAAUUGGAUUGUUUGGAAAUUUGAAAUGUCAAGUGAAAAUUGAAGAUUUGGGAAGUGAAGUGAAAAGAUUGAGAGAUCGAUUAUUGAAUGAGCAAAUUCGAGAUGAUUUUGAAAUUUUGAAGAGCGAAUUUAUGAGUGUAAGUGAAAGGGGAUAUGGGGAAUUUUUAGAUGCUGAAAGUUCUCACAAAAAACGCAAAUUUGAUUUCAGGAUCACACAAUUUCAAUCUUGGAUAUGAAUACUGUAUUAGAGCAUUCAGUUUGGUUAUGGCUUCACAGAGCAACUGAAAUGAUUCAGGUAAAAUACCAGAAAAUCUCAACAACACAAAAAUCUCAAUUUUCAGGACGUUGGUCACAAACUUUGCCCAAGUCCAAGUGUCGACAAAAAAUCAACAAAAACCAAAAAACAAAUGGCCGCUUCAGAAGAUUAUCAAACUGUUUUGAGUCUUUUCAACAAAGGGUACGGUAGUUGAUACAGUUCUUUUUCAAAAUAAUUUUUCUCUUAGAUUCAUCACAUUUUGCUCAAUCGCCAAAACCGCGGAAAGUUUUGAAAAUUUGGAAAAAUGCAUGAUGAUUCGAUUUUGCGAUGAGAACUUGGCACAUUUUUCGUUUGCUUAUGGAAUUGCGUCAGGGUAUGGUGACCUGGAAUUAAUUUUGAGACUGUUCGGAAAUUGAUUUUUCAGAGAAAAAUUAUCCUAAUAGUAAUUCAAGGUCUUUUCUUUCAGAAAACCACGAGUUGGCUCAAUUUCCGCUGAACAAAUCAAGGAUUUCAAACAAGGUUUGCCCGAAUUAAUGAUUGAUGAACAUUUUCCGGCGAGAUUUCCGAUGGUUUUGAGAUUGAAUAAUGAUUAUAUUGAUGCGGUUGAGUGAGUGAAAUUUGAGGGAACUAGAUUUUUGACAAUAAAAAAUCGAGCUUGAAACGUUAAUUUUUUCCCCGAAAAAAUAUGUUUCAAAAAUUAUAUUUCAAAAUGUUUUGAUCUUUCGAUUAAUCUGAUCUAAAAUUUACUUUCUAUCAAAAGAAAAAUCAAAUUUGCUCUAAUGGACCUCUGAAAUUAAGUUUCAAAAAAUAUUUAUACUGAUUAAAAACCGUAAUUUCCCUUCCAGAAAACUCGAAAUCUUCCACAACUACAAAACUCAACGUCGAAAAAUGGAAAGUAUCGCGAUUUUAGAUGACGAAACAACUCGCGUCGAUGUUCUCAGUGGAGCACAAUUGGCACGCCGUGAAACUCCGCCUCCAAAUCUCGAAAUUCCACCACUUUUUGCUAGUUUGCUUGAAAAAACUGAUUUUGGAAGCUUUUUGGAGAUCUUGAAUAAUGCUAGGUAAUUUUUUUUAAUUUUCAAAAAAAAUAUUGAGUAAAAAUUUGAAGCAGUGCCAGUGAAAAUUUGGAUUCAAGUGCUCAAAUCGCAAAACUUCUCAUGGAACAAGAAGAUCAGAAAAAUACAUAG